Molecule: messenger RNA, 683 nt
Organism: Eucalyptus grandis
Lineage: Eukaryota; Viridiplantae; Streptophyta; Magnoliopsida; Myrtales; Myrtaceae
Product: flowering-promoting factor 1-like protein 3
Exons: 1
Coding region: 76-402 (108 amino acids)
Biological process (GO): regulation of flower development
Source: RefSeq, a predicted model, not a curated record
CCUCAAGCUCAACCACCACAUUUCUCAUCUCUCUCUAUACUCCAACAAAAUUCAGUUUCAGAUCUCUCAUCAGCUAUGUCUGGCGUUUGGGUCUUCAAAAAUGGGGUUGUUCGCCUGAUUGAGAACCCGGGCGCCAAUCCGUCUUCGGGCUUAAACUUGAGGCGCAAAGUGUUGGUUCACUCACCAACAAAUAAAGUGAUAACAUCUUAUGCUGAUCUUGAGAGGAAGCUGGUUUCACUUGGAUGGGAAAGGUACUACAAUGAUCCAGACCUCCUUCAAUUCCACAAGAGUUCCACAGUUCAUUUGAUAUCCCUUCCCAAGGACUUCAACAAGUUCAAGUCCGUGCACAUGUACGACAUUGUCGUGAAGAACCGCAACGUAUUCAAAGUCAGGGAUGCAUGAUUUUUAUCGCAUACAUGACACUGCUCCAUCACGUGAAUUUAUCUUAGCUUUUUAUGAUUAAAUGGAUGAGACUCUGGUGGAUUUAUGUAUGAGAGAUCUACAGGACUUGGUGAACAGAAUGGAGUGUUGGUUUUGUAAAUUAAUUGCGUCCAACGUGGUUAUGAAGAUGAUGUUAUAUAGUUCGAGUUUCUUCUGUGGAUGAACAUCAGAUUUUCAUGCAUGCCUCGGACAUUGUACCUGUGGAACGUUCUUCCGGUAGAUCAUUUUCUGGUAACUUUUCA